This is a messenger RNA of Juglans microcarpa x Juglans regia, 1855 nucleotides long. Its product is annotated as histone deacetylase 19-like. The transcript is spliced from 7 exons. The record is from RefSeq and is a predicted model, not a curated record. The coding region runs from base 165 to 1589 and encodes 474 amino acids. Gene Ontology annotation, molecular function: histone deacetylase activity. NCBI's taxonomy places the organism in Eukaryota, Viridiplantae, Streptophyta, Magnoliopsida, Fagales, Juglandaceae.
UCUUAUUAAACAAGUACUUCCAGUGUCUCCCACCGUUCUGUCUCAGCAGUAAUAGAAAAGUAGUGAGGAGGCUCGGAGGCUCGGCGGUCGAAGUCGAACGCAUCUCUCGAGUCUUCGCUUUCCUUGUCGGCAGCGCUAAGGGUCUCUCUCUGCUUGCGCUCAUCAUGGAAAGCGGAGGCAAUUCCCUUCCUUCUGGGCCAGACGGGGUGAAGAGAAAAGUUUCAUAUUUUUAUGACCCAGAAGUUGGAAAUUAUUACUAUGGACAAGGUCACCCAAUGAAGCCACAUAGGAUUCGAAUGACACAUGCUCUCUUAGCCCACUACGGUUUGCUUCAGCAUAUGCAGGUCCUGAAACCCACUCCUGCCAAAGAUAGGGAUCUUUGCAAGUUUCAUGCUGAUGAUUAUGUUAGCUUUCUUAGGGCUAUCACCCCAGAAACUCAGCAAGAUCAGCUGAGGCAGCUGAAGAGGUUUAAUGUUGGUGAAGAAUGUCCUGUCUUUGAUGGUCUUUACUCGUUCUGUCAAACUUAUGCUGGGGGUUCAGUUGCUGGUGCUGUCAAACUGAACCAAGGAGGUUCUGAUAUUGCCAUAAACUGGUCUGGUGGGCUGCAUCAUGCCAAGAAGUGUGAGGCUUCUGGAUUUUGUUAUGUGAACGAUAUCGUCUUGGCAAUUCUGGAGCUUCUCAAAGUACAUGAGCGUGUUUUAUAUGUGGACAUUGAUAUCCACCAUGGCGACGGUGUGGAGGAGGCUUUUUACACAACUGAUAGGGUCAUGACGGUUUCAUUUCACAAAUUUGGAGACUAUUUCCCUGGUACAGGUGAUAUUCGUGAUAUUGGAUAUGGCAAAGGGAAAUAUUAUUCUCUCAAUGUACCCCUUGACGAUGGCAUUGACGAUGAGAGCUACCAGUCCUUGUUUAGGCCAAUAAUAGGGAAAAUGAUGGAAGUUUUUCGGCCUGGUGCUGUGGUUCUACAAUGUGGUGCUGACUCUCUAUCUGGUGACAGAUUAGGGUGUUUCAAUCUAUCAAUUAAGGGCCAUGCGGACUGUGUCAGAUUUAUGAGAUCUUUCAAUGUUCCGCUCCUAUUGCUGGGUGGAGGUGGGUAUACGAUACGAAAUGUUGCUCGUUGCUGGUGUUAUGAGACAGGUGUUGCACUUGGGAUGGAACUUGAUGAUAAGAUGCCGCAGCAUGAAUAUUAUGAGUACUUUGGCCCAGAAUAUAAUCUUCAUGUAGCUCCAAGUAACAUGGAAAACAAAAACUCUCGUCACUUACUGGAAGAGAUUAGGGCAAAACUUCUUGAUUAUCUAUCAACGUUGCAACAUGCCCCAAGUGUCCAGUUUCAAGAGCGACCACCUGAUACAGAGCUUCCAGAGGUGGAUGAAGAUCAAGACGACGGAGAUAAAAGAUGGGAUCCUGAUUCUGACAUGGAGUCUGAUGACGACUGUAAGCCUUUGCCAAGUCAAGUGAAGAGAGAACACAUCGAACCUGGACGCACAGACUCAGCAACUAAUAUGAUGGCAAUAGAUGAGCCACGCAUCAAAGUGGAGCAGAAUAACUCAAACAAACCAUCCGAUCAACACGCUGAGAUGAACUCAUGACCAAGGAUGUCCAGCAUUCCUCUCUGACGUGCAAUAUAUGUUCACUUGUAGUUAUAGUGGAUUUACUCAAGGCAUUGAUACACUGCUUCUAUGAUGUGGGUGUUUGAAAACUUAUUUAUGAAUGAGCGUGAAAUGGUCCAUUGGAAGCACGAGCUAUUAGUUCUAGCCAUCUUUGUGCAUAUUUCAACGAUUGUAAAGUUUGAGUAGCAGCAGUACAUUAUAGCAGUUUUGGGUAGUAUUUAAUGGAUAGACCAUGAUAUUGUUGA